AACAACAAUAAUACAAAAAUGGAACCUCAGCUUCACGUCCUCAUUCUCAUUCUCUAGACUCACUCCUACUCUCUCUUUCUCUCUUCGGAGAUUCAACGCCGCCGUUUCGGAACCCUUUCCCCUUCGCUGCUUCCUUUCCAAAAGGGGGAAAAUCAAUUUACGCGGUAAUCAAUUACCCGAUUUUGCCACCAAUUUUUCUGCAGCGGAUGAAAUUGGGGACAAACGCAAAUUGGAUCUAAGCAGGAAACAGAAAUUACAUUUGAGAAUAAAGAUUCGGAGUAUAGUGUAGGUAUUGUUCUUGAUACUGUUCUGAAUUAGUUGGAUGGCGGAGAAAUCCUGCAUCAAGCGCCUUCAGAAGGAAUAUAGAGCCCUUUGUAAAGAGCCAGUCUCCAAUGUCGUGGCUCGUCCUUCUCCGAGUGAUAUUCUUGAGUGGCAUUAUGUCUUGGAGGGAAGCGAAGGAACACCUUUUUCAGGUGGAUAUUACUAUGGAAAAAUCAAAUUUCCCCCUGAAUAUCCAUACAAACCUCCUGGAAUCAGCAUGACUACGCCCAAUGGACGGUUCAUGACACAGAAAAAAAUCUGUUUGUCUAUGAGUGAUUUUCAUCCAGAAACUUGGAAUCCUAUGUGGUCUGUAUCAAGCAUACUUACAGGGCUUCUUUCAUUCAUGAUGGAUACCAGUCCAACCACUGGCAGUGUUACCACCACUACUGCUGAGAAGCAGCGUCUAGCAAAAUCUUCCCUUUCUUUCAAUUGUAAGAAUGCAACAUUCAGGAAAAUGUUCCCCGAGUAUGUGGAGAAGUACAACCAGCAGCUGCUUUCUGAGCAAGUUGCAUCUGAGCAGGUGUCAUCAGAAAUGUCUCAUGUCAAAAGUUCAAGACCUGUUUUGGAAAGGAGUUUAGAUUCCGCUGGAGAAGACGUGAAAAUGGUAGAUGGGAAAGAUGUGAGGAAAAAUAGGAAGCGACCAUUUCCAACGUGGAUGAUGCUAUUACUCUUCUCCAUCUUUGGGGUUGUAAUGGCGUUACCUCUGCUUCAGCUGUGAUUAUAGGCGUGAGUUGUCAUGAAACUAGUUCUAUAUGCUUAGUUUUGGCAUGCUUAACAAGAUUUGUAUAGGUAAAUGAUGGACAUGGAGGCCGCGUUAAAUCUUUUGGUUUAUUUUACUCCUUUGUGUCUUUUGCUAACUUCUUGGUAGUCAAUGCUAAGAAGUUCUGUGCUUGAUACUCGUACCUGUUCCUCUAAAAUGUUUGGAGGUUUGUCUUGUGGUCUUUGUUGGUAAACAUACUGCAUAUGCUGCUUGGGUGUAUGGUCUACCUUCUACAUUUUAGAAUCGGUAAAUUAUAUCUGAUAAAGUCAUAAAUGUAAUUCGCCUUUGCUGCUUUA
Lotus japonicus is the source of this 1377-nucleotide messenger RNA. Its product is annotated as ubiquitin-conjugating enzyme E2 34-like. Bases 323 to 1039 code for a protein of 238 amino acids. The transcript has 10 exons. NCBI's taxonomy places the organism in Eukaryota, Viridiplantae, Streptophyta, Magnoliopsida, Fabales, Fabaceae. The record is from RefSeq and is a predicted model, not a curated record.